GGCACUGACUGGCAUCACUGCUGGGCACUGACUGGCGGCACUGACUGGCACAACCCCUGGGCACUGACUGGUGGCACUGACUGGCAGCACUGGUGGGUGGGCACAGGUGGGUGGCACUGCUGGGCACAGGUGUGUGACACUGCAGAGUGGCACAGGUGGGUGCACUGCUGGGCACAGGUGGGUGCAUGCUGCUGGGUGAUCUGCUGGGCACAGGUGGGCGGAGCUAGUGGGCGCACUGCUGGGCACAGGUGGGCGGAGCUUGCGGGUGGCACUGCUGGGCACCGAUCAUCAGGGCACUGAUCAUCAGUGCCCUGAUGAUCGGUGCCGAUCCCCGCUCUGACAACUGCCGGUUCUCGGCAGUACUUUCCUCACGAUCUGACAGCGUGAGGAAAGUGCAGCCGAGAACCGGCACUUGCAU
Staurois parvus is the source of this 418-nucleotide messenger RNA. The record is from the annotation of a GenBank genome assembly. NCBI's taxonomy places the organism in Eukaryota, Metazoa, Chordata, Amphibia, Anura, Ranidae.